Molecule: messenger RNA, 3432 nt
Organism: Cavia porcellus (domestic guinea pig)
Lineage: Eukaryota; Metazoa; Chordata; Mammalia; Rodentia; Caviidae
Gene: Cimap3
Product: ciliary microtubule associated protein 3
Exons: 6
Coding region: 35-739 (234 amino acids)
Biological process (GO): regulation of cell projection organization
Molecular function (GO): cytoskeletal protein binding
Source: RefSeq, a predicted model, not a curated record
CUAGGUUAAAGUCCAUGUAGAUGAGUGUUGAUUCAUGGAGAUAAUUUAUGAGACAUUAAUCGCAACUACCUAUGAAGAACCAUUCAAGUCCAGCGCUUCCAGGAAACCCACAAAGUCCCAGGCAUAUGAUCUACCACAACUUAUCGACACCACGAAGCCAUUCCUUUGGGACUUUUCUCUUGGACCUGUGGAUGUCUACUCCUUUGGAACACGUCAACAGAGGAAGCUCUUUCCUCUUUACCAUCCUCCAAACCAAUUGGGGAAUUAUUUUCUCCCUCUUAGAGGAUCGCCUCACACAGGGCCUGGGCAUUACUUGUCAAAAGAUUAUGGCCUGGCAUACAAGCUGUCUCAGAUUCCAACCAGUACAAAAGGAUAUGCGAUCGGAGCCAGAACAGCCGAGAGGUUUAAACCACUCAAUAAGGAUGUGACCCCUUGCCCGGGCAAGUACCAGAAGGUAGAUACUUCAGAGGAAAAACACAAACAAAAUUUUGCUCCAUUUAAUGUCUUGAUACCUCGAUCUGGAAAUUUUUCAAAGGACACUUCUUAUCCUGGCCCUGGCUUUUAUAACCCAGAGAAGAAGCCACCCCCAAAAGUUGCUUGGCCAAUGAAAUUUGGGUCUCCAGACUGGGCUCAGGUUCCAUGUCUGCAGAAAAGAACCCUAAAAGCUGAGUUGUCCACAGACAGAGAGUUUCGAAAGUAUCGGAGCCGUGUUGCCUACUUCAGACUGUUCUAUAACUGAAAUGUGGUCAUUAUCUCCAUGCACUCCUCCUGACCACAGAAUCUUCAGAAUUGAAGAUAGAGUUGCUCUUCUCCUUCUGUAUUGCUGUGGCUCUCUCAUCUAUCAGCUUGGGGCCUAGGGAGGAGUAACAAUUUCAAAACUACCAUUUGCGAGUAUGAUAAAGACUAAUUCACAAUGCUGCAACUCCAUAUGUUGAUGUGUGAUCUGGGGGGUCCUCUUGGGUAUGUAGAUGGAUCCACAACUACCACAACAAUCCCACACUCCUGAAGAAAGUUAGGAAAACAUCUGUUUUUGGAUAAUCUAAGAAGUGAAAGCCCUCCAUUGUUGGCAUAUCGGAGAGUAACAUUCCUUGAAGAACGCAUCUCCCAGAAACCAUAAGGGCUGUUCACAACCUCAAGCCUACAGUAGCCAUUGUCCUGCAGAGACAAAGAACAUAAAGAUAUAACCAACUGCACUGUAGGCACCUUUUCCCACAGGAACUUAACUGCUUUACAUUUCAUGACUUCCAUGAAGAGUCUGAAUUUUUGCUCAGUGUUGACUUGGCCCCUAUUGAUCUCCCCAUAGCUAUUCAGUUGUGGGUUAGGACAUAUAAUGUCCAGGUGCCUGGGUCCACCUAAUCACAGUAUCCAGGAAGGCUCAGAGUGAAAAUAUGUGUAUUAGGAGACAUAAGCAGAGAGAACUGGCAAUGAAAGUCAUAGAGAGCUUGUUCUGUCCAUACCUACAAUUGACCACAAACAGGAAAGAUGUGAAACAGAUACUCUAGGAAACUGGGAGCCCAGAAAAGGGGCCCAAGUCCCGUUUCCUUCCUGUGAGCCCCCUGGAAGAUUUUCCCUUUUACCUUUCAGCAGAAGAUGCUUGAGAGCAUGGAAGACCUAAUCUGACUCCCAGACUCAACACUGACCAGCUCCUCUUGAUUCCUUGAGUCUUCUCCUUAAAUACAUCACAGCUCUUGGAUGUUGGUUGUAUUGGCAUGGCCAUAAAAAAUGAAGCUCAUUCUAGAACACGGUAUCUAAACUUUGGUAGGACAAUUAGAAAGGGGGGAUGGGAAAUGCAAUUUUAGAAGCAUUCUUUCACACUCAAGUUCACUGUUGUGUGCCUGUGUCCACAUACUACAGUGCAUGCCCAUUCACAGGUGUACACGUGCACACAGGACAUCUGACACUUACAGAAUUAAGAUUUCAUCUGGACAUAGAUUCCUGCAUGCAGAGAAAAGUAAACCACAGACAUCAGUACAAAGGGGAACCUAUGUGAAGACAAAAACAGUAAAGCCCAUAGGUGUAUUUUCAGGGAAGAAAGAAAUCAAAAUUUUAAAAAGGUAUUGCUCCCUGGCUCUAAUUCACAGUAGUCAAGUGACAGUAGCCACAUAAAUCUCCAGUUUGCUACUAUGAUCUGAAAUGUAUUUAGAAGCACCUUUUGCUUGUCAUCCCACCAUCGGUCUGCAGAAAGUUGGCACUGCUCCCUUCUCAUCUUGUCUUACACUGAGGCUCAUGUCUGAAACUAUGUCCCCACCCAGUCCUUCCCAUGAGGGGCUCAGGUAUCCUCCACCCUCUUCCUGGUCUGUUUUGUAAACUCAUUGCAUUCAGGCUUCUAUGUUGAAUGUAUAGAGAAGUCUGGCUUUUGAUUACCAACAUUGCCUUUCUGAACCUUCUGACCUGCUGCUGUCUACAAAACAUGUACUGCUGGGAACAGCUAAUAGUGAUCCUGCUACCCACAGUUCCACAUGGAAGUAUACAUUAGUGGCCUGGUUACAGAUGUAACAUGUGAGGAGAGCACUAGGAUAAAGAGAAUUGAGUGCCUCUGCUAAAGAUGUGGGCCACACUUACCCCUGUUCCCCCAUACAGCAGCUCUUCAUUCUGCCUUUUCCAGGAAGCUAGGUCAAACCUAUUACACAUGUGCCAUCUAACCCUUCCCUGCAUUUGUGAUUACUGGAAUAAUGUCCUCAGUCCUGGUCUGGUAAUCUUUCCACCUCGAACUAAAAGCUCUUGGGCGACUGAGGCUAUGUUUUAUCGUGUUCAAUUUGCCAUAUGGAAUCCAGAAGAGAGCACCAAAAACAGGGCAUAUAAUUAACUAAUUAAUGCAUUUUAACACCUACUAUGUGCAUAAUAUUCUUUCAGGAAUUAUGAAGAUUUCAAGAAUGAUUUAAGGAGAAGGUUUGUUCUUACUAUCUUUUUACUUGUAAAAACAAACAUCAAUAUACUUAUUUAUGUAACUGUGUUUGAUAUUCAGCAUGUUAUUCUUAAACUUCUCAGUUCAAGUAAAUCUUCCCACCCUAAGAGUGUUGAAACUGUAGUGCAUGCCAGUAUACUCAGCUAAAAGACACCUUAUUUAUUAUAUUUUGUUGAAUCAUUAACACUGAAAUAGUGGCUCACAUAACUAUAAUCUCAUACCUGGAAGAUCAAAGCUCACCUAGAUUUUUACAUCUUCAUGCUUUUUGUUCUUACUGUUUCUAAGGAACUUAUUGUAAUAGAGAUGACACAAUACAAUACAUUAAGCCAUAUGACCAAUACCGUAAAGCAAUAGUGGUUAAAGUCUGUAAUACAGUAUAUAAAAUCUCACAUGACUCAGUCUUUAAUUUCUUUUUUUUAUUUUGGAGAGAAUAAAAUCAAAUGAGAGAAAACAAAAUGGGGUCAGUCAAAACAAAAGGAUGGACAUAGUACAUGAAUUAAAACCAAAAUACAAGGUGAUCGACAAUG